AUGACUUCCCCGCAGCGCACGGUCAAUGAUACCUUGGCUUUCAUCUCCAGGAACCUCGUCUCCCGCCAUGCUGUCGAGUCGAUGACCAAGGACACCCUCGAGAGCAGGCCGACGGACGCCGAACUCCGCCGCCUAUGCCAGGACACCAUCCUCACGAUGAAGGAGUUCACAUCGGGCCACCAAGUUGUCUCCUGCGCCGUGCCAGGGGCUGUUCGGGCUCUAGCAUUGGCCUUCGACAAGCUUCAGCAAGCAGACACGAGCAGGCUUUCGGUUAUCAUGAAUGGGGGUAUCAAGAUCGGUCGGGAGUGGGAUGAGGACGCAUUCCAGGAGAAUGGUCGGAUGAGAUUCUUCAAGGAUAUCAUACAUGAGGAGGUCCCCGGAACGCUUCUCUGGGAGGUUGAGGUCAUCUCUGUCCCCGACGGCUCCGGCGGCUGCCGCAAGGAGCUGAAGCACGACACCACCCACGUCUGGGUCCCCUUUAAGCCUGGCGCUGGCGAGGAGGGGUCUCACCUGGGCGACUUCUAUGCCGCGUUGUUCCAGGAGUACCUGAGCGUCGCGAACAAGGUGCCUGGCAAGACCUCGGCCAAGUACUUCGAACGCACCCCGUCCACCAACGAGCUAACCGUCUGGGACACCACUGGCAACCACGUCAGCAGCUUCGCCAUGGCAAUGAUGCACGUCCUGGCCGUCCGCAUUGCCAGGGUCAACCCUUCCGACGACGAGAGAACCAGCCUCCGGAAGAUGCUGCAGGACGAGAUCGUGGCGCGCUACUGGAUUGCGGAGUGCAGGGCUGAGGACAAAAGCGACCAGAAGUCCACGUUCUUCUCGAUGGGACUGCUGUUCUGGGCCAUCACCCACCCUACGGAGCUGGAGGCCAAGAUCAAGGGAUAG
Messenger RNA from Colletotrichum aenigma, 891 nucleotides. RefSeq lists its product as uncharacterized. The transcript has a single exon. The record is from RefSeq and is a predicted model, not a curated record. NCBI's taxonomy places the organism in Eukaryota, Fungi, Ascomycota, Sordariomycetes, Glomerellales, Glomerellaceae. The coding region runs from base 1 to 891 and encodes 296 amino acids.